CUAACAGUUUGGAAAUAGGCAAGGGAAGAAAUCGGGAGUUCCGGAGCGAAAUUACAGUGACUUCUUGAGGCAAGGAUCAUCAGCCGUUGAAGAUGCCUCAUCGCUGCAGGCACGAUGAUAGACCGUCGCCUACUCACCCCCUCCACCCCUAGGAGCCGAGCAAUGGACAAAUACGAACAGUUGGCAGUCGUAGGCGAGGGCUCGUACGGCGUGGUGCUGAAAUGCCGUCGCCGAGACACUGGUCAACUCGUGGCCAUCAAGAAGUUCCUCGAGACAGAAGACGACGCGGCCGUCAAAAAGAUGGCGUUGCGAGAGAUAAGGAUGCUUAAAAAACUUCGCCAUGACCAUCUAGUAAACAUGAUAGAGGUGUUCCGUCGAAAGCGUCGAUUCUAUCUGGUGUUCGAAUAUUUGGAUCAUACGCUACUGGAUGAACUGGAAUCGUCUCCCGGCGGUUUAGGCGAAGAUACUGCCAAAAAACACCUCUACCAGCUCCUGAAGGGCAUCGAGUAUUGUCAUCAGAAUUCGAUAAUACAUCGCGAUGUCAAACCAGAAAACGUGCUUGUUUCCAACAAUGGAAUCGUAAAGCUUUGCGACCUUGGCUUCGCUAGAGCUCUGGCUGCGCCUGGAGAACCGUACACGGAGUACGUAGCAACCAGAUGGUACAGAGCUCCGGAGCUACUGGUCGCUGAGCAUAGGUACGGCCCGGAGGUGGACAUUUGGGCGAUUGGAUGCCUGUUUGCGGAAAUGCUGACGGGCGAUCCCCUAUUCCCCGGAGACUCUGACAUAGAUCAACUGGCGCUUAUCAUUAAAACUGUCGGAAAACUAGCACCCCGCCACCAGCAGGUAGUGUCACGGUUGUCCGGGGGAGCGGCACUGGCGGCAAGCAGCAACGGCCCACGCGGGGCGCUGCCGGGCGUGGCGCAUGCGCGGGAGCUGUUAGCCGCCUGCCUGCGCACCGAGCCCAGAGCCAGGCCUUCCGCGGCGGCACUCCUGCGACAUAAAUACUUCAUCGCUGACGGCUUCACCGAGAACUUCAAUGCUGAGCUACGCAAGAAAUUGGGAAAGGAAGCGGAAACACCUCCUCCUCAACAUGGGGCGGCGCCAAGAAUCGCUGGCAAACCACGCCAGCAAUGGACUCUGAACAUUGUUUCGGAUCACAAUACGAGGUCUCGUACGAGCAGUACGGCAGGAGAAUCCCUGAUCGACUACAAUUAUACGCCUAAUCCAGAAAACCAAAUGGAGACUGCGUGUAUGGAAAGGAAAUCUCUACAGCAAAUGACCACGCAUCAGACAGAAGAGGUCCCUGCGAUGGCCAAUUCAAACUCGAUCGCUCCGAACGCAGUUUGCAGCUCGCUUACAGGAGCGGCUACGGGUGUGGGUGUAACAGCCACGGGCGUGGGUAUAACAGCGGCGGGUAUGGGUGUUCCAGUUACGGGUGUUGGUGUUACGGGGACGGGUGCAAGGCCGUCGCUGCCCCGUUCCCUCGCCCGUGCCAUUGAACAAACCUUCAAAACUUUUCCCGUACCCGUCAACACUUAUCCGCGAACGCCUUAUAUUAAGAAGGUUAACAAUAAAUUGGUGGUGGAUGAAGAGCUCCUGCGGGGUCGGGCUGCUGCUAAGAAGGCGACCAAGAAGACACCACCCGAUUUCUCCUUACCUUACGUCCCUGGAGCCAGCAAUAGUCCAAUGAAGAAAGCUAAAAAACCACAGGCGUCUAACGCGGCGACCAAAUCUUACGACGUGUGGGACAGUAAUAUAACACCAAGUUCGCGUACACCAACCAACCUCCCGUACAUGUGACUGUACGGGCGUGGCUUGUGGAGAAGCCAUUACUGAAAAUUUUUGUCGACAUUUCCCUAAAAUCCUCCACAACAAACCUCGCCUUUUUGGCUACAUGCAAAAAUUAAUAUUUUUAAUCUAGGUAUAAAGAUCAACCAGGUUUUAUAUAUUUAAUGAAAAAUGCUAUGAAAAACCAUAUUCCCCAACUCGUGAUGUACUUACAAUGUAGCACGGCCAGCAUAAGUUAGCAAUUUUGAAUAGCUCAGUGGGCGCAGUGGCGCUAUAGUUACAAGUUGGAGGCCCCGAGUUCAAUUCCCGGCAGGAGCGCCCUGUUGCUGCUGUUAAAUCUGGUAAAUAAAAAACUAGAAAUAAAUAAAACAUUUUAUCCACUUGGAAAGGUCAAGUUUUUCCUCUCGCACAGUUGAUAACACUCUCUCUGAGCAUGGGGUUGAGCGAACGGGUGGAAAUAAUAUACUUCUCUUUUGCUUUGUUGCCGUGCUCUAGUUAAUUGUAUCCCUUGUCAGUUGAUUUAUGACCAUUUUCAAUAUUGAAUUAUCCAUAAUCUAUAGAUUUAUUACUUAGUAACGUUAUUGUCAAAAAAUAACAACUUUUCUAACAGAUAACAUAUACAGAUACAUUGAAUAUAGAAAACGGACGAUAAUAAGGGAAUUAAAAUGUUUAUCUGCUAGACUGCUGAGCAUUCUAGCUGGGCAUAAAUUAGCAUAUUUAAUAAACAUCAUAGUGUUUUGACGCAUUUUGAAAAUAAACCUUUAAUAGCUUUGUGUGAACCAUAUUUACACAUUUGAUCGCAAAACUGCUCUCAGCAUAUUCUCUCUACAUAACACGUCUCUGAGAAAUUCUUGCGAGCUUUCAUUU
Messenger RNA from Pararge aegeria (speckled wood butterfly), 2655 nucleotides. Its product is annotated as cyclin-dependent kinase-like 1. Gene Ontology annotation, biological process: protein phosphorylation. Gene Ontology annotation, cellular component: nucleus. Bases 115 to 1800 code for a protein of 561 amino acids. The transcript has 15 exons. The record is from RefSeq and is a predicted model, not a curated record. Lineage: Eukaryota; Metazoa; Arthropoda; Insecta; Lepidoptera; Nymphalidae. Gene Ontology annotation, molecular function: ATP binding; cyclin-dependent protein serine/threonine kinase activity.